AACCCCACUAAAGCCUCCCAUACGAUCACAGAAGGUGAAGGCGGAAAAAUGCGACUAUUCACAUCAAAAAUCCUCCGCCGCUCUCGGCUGUCGCCGCCGCUCUCCCAGUUUUCUUCUUCGCAUUCGUUAUUCGGUAGCUCAAUCCAACACCACCACAACCACAACCGGCCGCUUAGUUGUUUCCGUCGGUGCUCGUCGGUGCUGCUGUCGCCCCCACAUCAUUAUUGUUUUUCUUUUUCUCGACGAUUUUCUUCUCAGCCCAAUUUAUCUGAAUCUGAUGACCCGUUCCUUCCAGUACAAGCUCUCAUAUCGCUGCUCGAUGCUUAUCACGAUGCUACUGACUUUCCUUGGUGGAUAAUAAUCUCGUCGUCUACGGUGGCAAUGAGACUUGCAUUAUUUCCUUUAGUCGUGUUGCAACUUAAAAAAUUGAAGAGGAUAGGAGAGGUCUUGCCUAAAUUACCUCCACCAUUUCCACCACCCCUGUCAGGACGAAGUUUCAGAGACCAAAUUGCCCUUUUUUGGAAGGAAAAGAAGGCUGCUGGGUGCCCUUCAGUGUUUUGGUUCAUCUCAUCAUUUACUUUCCAGGUCCCUUGCUUUUUCUUGUGGAUCAUGAGUAUUCGCAGAAUGUCAUUGGACCAUCACCCUGGUUUUGAUAGUGGAGGAUUUCUAUGGCUCCAGGACUUGACUGGAUAUCCACACGGUGUGUUGGGGCCUAUUUUCCCGUUGAUUAUUGCAGGCUUGCAUUUCACCAAUGUUCAGGUAUCUUUUCAAAAAUCAUCAUUGCAACACGUACCGGGUUCCUUAGGAUUAUUAACAAAGAUAUACAGGAUCUAUCUGCAACUGCUGACACUGCCUAUUUUGAUUGCUACAUUCAAUGUUCCCCAGGGAUGCUUAGUAUAUUGGCUUACAAAUGGUUCUUUGAGUCUGAUACAGCUAUUAUGUCUCCGCAAUCCCAACGUUCUUGAGUUUCUGGGGCUUCCUAUAAAAAAAAACCCAGUAGUAGCUCCAACUAAUAAAGAGAAAGGCAGCUCAGGUGUAGCAGAUAUUUGUAUACUGACAAAGCAGGGAGAAAUUUCUGCUAAUAGCCUAUCACCUGCAGAAUUGGUUGUGUAUUCAGUCAAAGUUUUAACUGAUGGCCGUAGGGAUACUGCAAUCAGAUUACUGAGACUUGCUCUUGAAAAGGAUCCUGAUCAUGCAAGAGCUUUGCUUAUCAUGGGGCAGACACUCCUACAAAACAAACAAUUUGCUGAAGCUGCUGAGAGCCUAGAAAGUGCUAUUUCAAAGCUCCUUGUGGCCGGCCAUCCUACAGAAGUUGGAAAAAUUGAUCUUUUGAUACUUUCAUCACAAUGGGCGGGUAUCGCUAAUAUUAGGCAGGGAAAGAUGGAGGAGGGACUUCUGCACCUAGAAAGAAUAGCUCAACUGGAAGAGCCUGUGGAUCCAAAGAUCAAGGCCCACUACUAUGACGGUUUAUUUAUGCUGGCAAGUGCUUUACUGAAUGUGGACCGUAAAGCUGAGUCAUUGAAGUACUUGCAGAUGUGCGCCGCUUAUGAUCCUGCUUACAAUACCUAUUUUGAGUUCUUGGAAACUGAUUCAACAGAUUUUGCCAGUGAUCUAGCUAGCAGCAGGAGAGAUUUCUGAGUCAGUAUAGCAUUUUGAGAGUUUCAUUUCAUUCCCUGCUUUGCAUUUUUGUUACUCUGGGACAUAUUAGGUGCAAAUUGGAAAGCAUUAUACCACUCUUUUUCUCAACCUAAUAAGAUGUCGUAAAGUGCUAGGAGCAAAGUGGAUUCUGGAUGCGCCAUAACAGCAAGUGCACACCAGAACUUGAUACAUCCAUGAAAAAAACUAAAACAUGUUUACAUUCUCUUGUCCAUGUGGGGUCAGGUCUUGUUUUGUUUUUAUCCGAGGAUUUGGAUCAUGGUGGUUGUUGUAAGAGAGGAGAGUAAUACAUGUAUGAACGAUUGACACAUGAUUCAUGUAUAAUAUGAGGAUGAUGUAGUUAUCGACACA
Sesamum indicum (sesame) is the source of this 2007-nucleotide messenger RNA. Its product is annotated as ALBINO3-like protein 2, chloroplastic. NCBI's taxonomy places the organism in Eukaryota, Viridiplantae, Streptophyta, Magnoliopsida, Lamiales, Pedaliaceae. Gene Ontology annotation, biological process: protein insertion into mitochondrial inner membrane from matrix. The record is from RefSeq and is a predicted model, not a curated record. Gene Ontology annotation, molecular function: protein binding; membrane insertase activity. Gene Ontology annotation, cellular component: mitochondrial inner membrane.